This is a messenger RNA of Ochotona princeps (American pika), 1617 nucleotides long. RefSeq lists its product as uncharacterized. Gene Ontology annotation, molecular function: G protein-coupled receptor activity. Gene Ontology annotation, cellular component: plasma membrane. Gene Ontology annotation, biological process: G protein-coupled receptor signaling pathway. NCBI's taxonomy places the organism in Eukaryota, Metazoa, Chordata, Mammalia, Lagomorpha, Ochotonidae. The record is from RefSeq and is a predicted model, not a curated record.
AUGAAGACAGCGAAGGCGACAGCCAGCCCAACUGUGCCCCCGCCUGCCCUUCUGUCCACGCACAAACCAGCGAGUACCCUGUCCCCAGCAGAGGCCGGGGCUGGGGAGAGGGCGCGGAGGCCGCCAAGGCGCUGGGCUUCUCCCCUAAUUCUCACAACUGCCUCACCUGGGCACAAGGGACCCCUGCGCACCUCAGGCUGUCCCCGGUCCCUGCCAGGGGCAGUGGGGAGGCUUUACGCUGAGGAGCGGGAGCCCAUGAAACACAUCAGGGCAGUGGCCCCCAGGCUGCGGUGCUCUCCUCGGGAACGCAGACAAGGGGGCUCCGUCCACAAGGGCUUUCUGGGGACCCGGCCUCGUCCCUCCUGGAACCUGGCUGGCCCCCAGGUGGCGUUCGGUCAAGGCCGCUUGCCCCUCCUGGAGCUCGCGCUGAGGUGGGGUGGCAGCUUCCUGGGGGACGCUGCCAGUGCCAGCAGACGGCAGCAAAAUGAAGGAAAACCACCUCGGCUGUCUAUUUUGUUUCCUCCCAGGGGAAGCAGAAGUGGGAGCUGUGGCAGAGCUCUACUGCUGCAGGGAGCCUCCCAGGAGAUGGAGAGGUUAGACAUGAAUGCCUCCAAGGGAGAAAGUGUCUGCCAUUUCCAAGAGAAUAAAAUCUACCUCUCCCUGAGCUACAUCAUGAUCUUUGUCCUGGGGCUGCCCUUGAAUGGCACUGUCUUAUGGUUCUCCUGGCAGCAAACCAAGCGCUGGAACUGUGCCACCAUCUACCUGGUGAACCUGAUGGUGGCUGACCUGCUCUAUAUCCUGACAUUGCCCUUCUUCAUCAUCACCUACUUCGUGAAUGACAGCUGGCUUUUUGGGGAGCUGCUGUGCAGGCUGGUGCGCUUCCUGUUCUAUGCCAACCUGUAUGGAAGCAUCCUCCUGCUGACCUGCAUCUCUGUGCACCGCUUCCUAGGCGUGUGCCACCCACUGCGUUCGAUGCCCUACCGGACCCAUAAGCAUGCCUGGCUGGGUGCUGCCACCACAUGGGUCCUGGUGGUCCUCCAACUACUGCCCACACUGGCCUUCUCCCAAACAGCCUAUGUCAAAGGUCAGGUGAUCUGCUACGAUACGACCAUCCCAGAGAACUUUGGCCCCUUUUUUGCCUACGCCAUGGCUCUGACCUUGUCUGGCUUUGUUCCCCUCCAUGGUCAUUUUGGUGUGCUACUCACUGAUGGUCAGGAAACUGACCAAGUCAGAGAUCCUCACGAGAGCUGGCCAGGCAGCCCGGGCCAAGUCCAUUCGGACCAUCCUGCUUGUGUGUGGCCUCUUUGCCCUCUGUUUCGUACCUUAUCAUCUCGCCCGCACCUUCUACCUCUUUGUCAUCUUCCUGGCUUCAGAGGACUGCGGGCUUGUGAAGGCAACCAGCAUGGCCUACAAGAUGUGGCGGCCUCUGGUGAGCAUGAGCACCUGCCUCAAUCCAGUCUUAUACUUCCUAUAGCAGGCAACAACAGAGUCAGGCUUCUCCAGAAACUGAGGGGGAACAAGGUGGAUGAGCAGCCAGCCACAUCAAAGGAGACGUGCCCAGCGGUGGGCAGAUCUGGGUGCUGCCAAGCUGAAGUUUGGGGGAAACAGACUCAUUGA